Molecule: messenger RNA, 1530 nt
Organism: Raphanus sativus (radish)
Lineage: Eukaryota; Viridiplantae; Streptophyta; Magnoliopsida; Brassicales; Brassicaceae
Exons: 8
Coding region: 150-932 (260 amino acids)
Source: RefSeq, a predicted model, not a curated record
UUCCUGUAGUUAUAGAUUCUGUAGGUAAAGCCUUGUUGAUUGGAAUCUAAUGUGAGUAGUAGUCGAACGAGUCACGCUUGAUGUUGCCUUGGUUUUGAGCUGAAUCGCCUCGUGCCAGUUGCUUGAGCAAUUUCAAGAAUUAUAUUUUCAUGGAAGAAAAUAUAGAGGAGAAGCUGAAGAGUCAGCUUCAUCAGCUUGAACUUGAGCAAGCGGUCUUCGAGAGAAUGGUUUACAAGAAUAAGAACCAGCAUCGGAGAUGUUCCUAUUUUCACUACCUUCUCAAGGUGAGGAGGGAUUUGAGGCUUUUGCGAACAGCAAACAUGGGGGAGAUUCUGAGACCAUGCUUUCAUGUUAUUUCUGGGACAGGAACUAAACAGAAACUUCAUGUUCUGGAGAGCCUGAAUAUCUUGGACCGACUUCGUGGAGCUCUUCAUCUACUCUCACAGAUGACUGAACCCAUCUUGAAGGCAGCUAGUGGGAUAUCCAUUCUACUAGCUUGUUCAUUUUUCAUAGGAUCCUCUGUGACAUUCUUGGCGCUGCUUGCACGUCUCCGAGUAUUGAUUCAACAAAUAUUACUUGAUGCCGUUUCAGUUUUCAGUGCGGUAAAAAACUCUACAUCCUUAGAGAAACAGUCUGCACAUGAUGGGGUUGAUGAGGUAUUCCGUGAGUUUUAUCCAAAGGAUGAAGAGUGCACCAUCAUAUUGGAUUGUGUAUGGAAGACCGAUAAAUAUGUCGUGUUCGAGACAAUUCAGAACCGUGAGAGUAGUAAACCUAUAGAUGACAAAGUUUCAGAAGAUGCUACUACUACUAGGGAUUCUUUGGUACAGUAUCAGACAUCUGUUUCUCCUCUCGGCGGUAAGAAUCUACUACCAGCUCUGAGCAGUUCCUCGAACUUAGGCUUGUCACCUUCUGUGGCGGCUAACAUCCAAUAGAAUAUCGAGUGGGUGAAUGUUUAGGUUAAGCAGUGCCUUCCAUCUUUGAAUAGGUACCUUCUACCGCAAGCAUCCCCAUGUAACCGAAAUACCGCAAACAAAAGAAAAACACCAAUAACAUGAUAUACAUUUUAUAUAUACACAUCAGUUUCUUGAUUAGACAAGAAGACAAAACCUGUUCAACGUCGUCUUUGUCGAAGUCAUCACGAGACUGACUGCCGUAGAUUCCAGGCACUUUCAGCAUCGACGCCGUUCUUGCCGAACUUGAACCAGCAAGUGGUUUUUGACCCGUUGGAGGGUCCGAGUCUGGCGGGUCGGAGACGAAGGUUUAAGUUUGGUGCCCCAAGAAACCGAGAGGAUAGCAGCGUCCGUUAGAAAAAUGGUUGAUAAAUUUGGUGGAGACAACUAAAGUUGUGCAUGAGAAUGAGAUAGAAGAGGAAGCCGUUGAUCUUCUGCCUUCUUAAUGCUUCCAACUGAAGCAAGCAGAUUUAGUAGUUUUAUUAUCCACUCUUUUUAUUUUAUUUUUUAAGAGUAUCUUUUUUUAACUGUCUAACAAAAUAAACCUAUCACAUAUAAUAAAAGUAUAAUAGUAAUUUUA